AUAGAGCCCCCAGCUACCUAACUCAACUCUCCUCCUUCAAUGUUUUACAUCAAAUAAUCACUGAGACUAUGCGAUUACUUUAAUCACCACAUUUUAAGCUAGCAGCUCCUAGUUAUAUAACCUUGUCCUGCUGUCCUAAUUAUAGAAUAACCCAAUCAAAGCAGUGCCAACAAAAAGACUCUGAAAAAAUUAAAAGCUGAGAUUAAUUAUUCUCCUUUAUGCACAUAUUCUUAUUCUGUUUCCAGUUGCUACUCUGGGUGGUCUUGUAGUCAAAUUAUUCGUUGGCAUCCAAAGCCACUUUGUCACACUUUAAAAUUUUAAUUUCUACAGGAUUCUUGAAGGGGCAAGUAAUACAGAAAGCUAGUUGGAAUGAAAGAUUGGGCUGCACCACUUAUAGCAUCAGCUCUGUUUGCACUUCUGGCACCAGGGCUCUUGUUUCAGCUGCCUGGAAAACAUAAGCCGUUCGAGUUCAUGAACAUGAAGACCACGAUAGCAUCGAUGUUUUUGCACACUGUGCUCUAUGGUUUGCUGCUUAUUCUGUUUCUUGUUGUGCUCGACAUCCAUCUCCUUGCGUGAUGUAUGAUUCCGAAUUGUGAGUGUUGAUUUUAUAUGUGAUAUGCCUGUGUUAUUCAAUCUCAAUUUUUAUUCCGUUCAGUAAUCUCAGAUUCGGAUGCUGUUGUGAUU
This is a messenger RNA of Daucus carota subsp. sativus, 684 nucleotides long. RefSeq lists its product as uncharacterized. NCBI's taxonomy places the organism in Eukaryota, Viridiplantae, Streptophyta, Magnoliopsida, Apiales, Apiaceae. The transcript has a single exon. The coding region runs from base 370 to 576 and encodes 68 amino acids. The record is from RefSeq and is a predicted model, not a curated record.